AUGAAAAUCAAUCUCGCAAAGGCUCAAGAUAUCCAGCAAUCAACCCUGAAUGAAGAUCCCGAAAAUACGUUACCCCCAAGUCAUCGUAUCAAUCGAAAAGAGUUAAGUGAAAUCGAAGAUUGGCUUUUUAUCUCCGGCGAAACGACGGCGUCCGAACCUGAAAUUCUCGAGAAGUCAGAAAUCACGUACGUCAUCAACGCAGCGAUAGCGGUCGCAAAAAUGGGGUUUCCACAGAAAUUCAAAUAUCUUGCGUUUGAUAUGAGUGAUGACACCGAACAAGACUUGUCGAGUUUCAUCUUCCAUUCGAUCGACUUCAUGACGAAAUUACGAAGGGAAAGUCCAACAAAUAAAUGCUUGGUACACUGCCAUGCCGGGAUUAGUCGAAGUGUCUCGUUGGUACUCUCGUAUUUCAUGUAUGAGCAACAUAUGUCAUUUGAAGAAGCACUGGCUUAUGUGAAAACGCGUCGUAAAGUUGCAUGCCCUAAUAUUAGCUUUGAGUGCCAACUCAAACUGUUUCAAGAGCUUUUAAAAAGUAAAAAGCCACUCCACUGCGUUUACUGCAAACUCCGGCGACAUGUCAACUCAUCGAUAUUUCCAUUGUACAUCGCACACUGCUUGACUGUUGGAUCGGAAACGUCAUUCGUUGCGGAUAGAACGACACUUCAAAUGUUCUCAUCGGGGGAUUCGCCAUACAUUCCACUUGAUUCGUUGUUUGACUCGCGAGGGUGUUUUGUUGUAUUUACAAUGGAGGGGACAUUGUACAUCUGGAAGGGAUCUUUAUCGCAACAAAGCGAGAUGGAAGCGUGCGAGAAAUAUUGUGAGCAAGUUGAGCGGAUCAUUGGUGUUGCGGAGCACUCGGUGAUCAAAGAGAACGAAGAGUCCGAGACGUUUUUGAAAGAAGCACACUUGUAUCCACCACAACGAAGACUUCAUUUACAUAAAAGAUAUGACGUUGAAUACCCUGUUAUUAAAAAUGAAAGGCUUUUACUCCGAUACCCUGAUUGGAGGGUCAUGGAAGAGUUUGAAAUUGAGAACGAGACGGAAACACCAAUCAUCAUCUUCCAACCAAAAACUAUGAACCCACCAAAACCCAAUUUCAACCCAACAGAAACAGCACCGUUUGCGUUUUCAAUGCACGAGAAGAUUGGGAGAGUCGAUCACCCCGAAAGCAAAGUCGAGAAGUUGGAUCUGCACAACGUUAAAAAAGGGAAGAUCAAUCCACUGUUUCAUCCAAUCACACCACGCACCGAAUUAACAGAACAAAAAGAUAAUGAACUGAAAGAGCAAAAAGAAACAAAGGUGGGUCGGAGGCAUUUUCCAAAGAAGCGGUGCAACACAAUAUUAAGUGGGACAGAGAGUGAGUUUUCGCCGCAGAAGCCCGACACAACCAAAUACAAAAUCGUCGUGUUUAUACCGAUGCAAUUUCCGCGCUUUUCGACAAUGGUCGGGAAGCUCAACAAAGUCGAUUUUGAGCUGUUGACAGAAAAAGCGAAUUGUGUGCAAGUCACGGGGGAAGUCGAGAUCGUUGAUCAAUUCAUUGACAGCUUCAAACUCAACAAGGAAGAAAUUGAAAUUGUCGCCUACUUCACAAAAAGUACGUUCGGCACGUUCGUCAGAGAGAACCUUUGA
Molecule: messenger RNA, 1629 nt
Organism: Entamoeba invadens IP1
Lineage: Eukaryota; Evosea; Mastigamoebida; Endamoebidae
Product: dual specificity protein phosphatase, putative
Exons: 2
Coding region: 1-1629 (542 amino acids)
Biological process (GO): protein dephosphorylation
Molecular function (GO): protein tyrosine/serine/threonine phosphatase activity
Source: RefSeq, a predicted model, not a curated record